This is a messenger RNA of Loxodonta africana (African savanna elephant), 3568 nucleotides long. It is a transcript of the gene SLC25A32, whose product is annotated as solute carrier family 25 member 32. Gene Ontology annotation, molecular function: FAD transmembrane transporter activity; folic acid transmembrane transporter activity. NCBI's taxonomy places the organism in Eukaryota, Metazoa, Chordata, Mammalia, Proboscidea, Elephantidae. Gene Ontology annotation, biological process: folate import into mitochondrion; nucleotide transport. The coding region runs from base 116 to 1066 and encodes 316 amino acids. The transcript is spliced from 7 exons. Gene Ontology annotation, cellular component: mitochondrion. The record is from RefSeq and is a predicted model, not a curated record.
GGCUCGCGCCCCUCGGUUUCUGCUCCUGGCAGCUACCGUCGCCACGGUGGCAGCCACUGCGUAUCGUCCCACGUCCGCGGCCCUGGGCGCCCUGGUGUCAGCGGGUCCAGAGCCUAUGACGGGCCAGGGCCAGUCGGCGACUGGGUCGUCGGCGUGGAGCACGAUAUUCCGCCAUGUCCGAUACGAGAACCUGGUGGCGGGCGUGAGCGGUGGGGUGCUGUCCAAUCUCGCGCUGCAUCCCCUAGACCUCGUGAAAAUACGUUUCGCAGUGAGUGAUGGAUUGGAAUUGAGACCAAAAUAUAAAGGAAUUUUUCAUUGUUUGACUACUAUUUGGAAACUUGAUGGACUACGUGGACUUUAUCAAGGAGUAACCCCAAAUGUGUGGGGUGCAGGCUUAUCUUGGGGACUCUACUUUUUCUUUUAUAAUGCCAUCAAAUCAUACAAGACAGAAGGAAAAGCUGAACGGUUAGAGGCAACAGAAUACCUUGUUUCAGCUGCUGAAGCUGGAGCCAUGACCCUCUGCAUUACAAACCCAUUAUGGGUAGCAAAAACUCGCCUUAUGUUACAGUAUGAGAGUGAGGCUAACGCUCCACAGCGACAGUAUAAAGGAUUGUUUGAUACACUUGUGAAAAUACAUAAGUAUGAAGGUGUGCGUGGAUUGUAUAAGGGAUUUGUUCCUGGACUAUUUGGAACAUCACAUGGUGCCCUUCAGUUUAUGGCAUAUGAAUUAUUGAAGUUGAAGUAUAAUCAGCAUAUCAAUAGACUACCAGAAGCCCAGUUGAGCACAGUAGAAUAUAUAUCUGUUGCAGCAUUGUCCAAGAUAUUUGCCGUAGCAGCAACAUACCCAUAUCAAGUCGUGAGAGCUCGUCUUCAGGAUCAACACGUUUUUUACAAGGGUGUAUUAGAUGUAAUCACAAGGACGUGGAGGAAAGAAGGCAUCGGUGGAUUUUACAAGGGAAUUGCCCCCAAUUUGAUUAGAGUGACUCCAGCCUGCUGUAUUACCUUUGUGGUAUAUGAAAAUGUCUUACAUUUUUUACUUGACCUCAAAGAAAACAAAGUAAGCUAAAAGAGGAUAAUUCCAGUAUAUCUGCCCAAGGCAGUAACAUCUUCCUUUGUGUUUGAGAUGUAAAAUUCAGAAGAAUACUGCACAGCAACAUGGUUCAAAAUUGAAAGUUGUCUGUAAUUGGUAGAAGAAGUCGAAGAACUGCUAAGUUUUCACAGUGUCUUCUGCUUUUUGUCUUCCUGCGUGUAUGGGGCUUGGCUACCUCCUCCUGAAAUUGGUGCCAUCAACACAACGUUAAAACUGACAUCAGGCGUAGAGUUUCAUAAAUUCGUCCAUUUCAUUGUUCAAGUAGAAGUUGAUUUGCAACAUUUAGUAAAUGGGUUAGAUGAAUUUGCCUCUUUUUCUAAACUCAUUUGCCUGAAUUGGCUUUAAAAUUGACCUCUGUGCAAUAGUAAGAAGAUAACUGUGUCAAGGGUAAAUUAAGCUUUAAGAAUUAGGGGGAAAGUUGUUGCCCAAAUCCAGACAUUUUUACAAUCAGGAAAUUUUGGUAAGAAAUGGGCUUUAGCUUUAAUUUCAUUUGAGUGUACUAACUAGCGAAAUGUGGGAAAUUAUAGUAUUUCUUAAUUUAAAAAAUAUCUGACAUCUGUUGUCAUUCCAUUGCUAAUUUUUUUGUUUUCAGAGGGUCUCGCAUAAUUUGAAAUGUAUUCCUGGGUCUAGUUCAUGUGUUUUGACAUAGGCACUUAGUGUAUUUUAAGUAUCUAAGAUCUGAACUCCUUGGAUCCAGCUUUAUUGGCCCUUCCUUAGCAUGUAUGGCUAUAAAUCACUGAUUGGAGUUGCUAAUAGAUCCUGUUAUACAGCUGCUGGAAUGUUUGGGAUAUGUUUGUUGACAGACUAUGGAAAUGAGGCUAUAUUCCUUUUUAAAAAUACUCUCUUUAAGAUAUAUGGGUCCUGAUCCCAAAUAAAUGGUAAAUCUGUGUUGGUUACUCAAAUUCAGGUUUAGAUACAGAUUAUAUUAAUGGCCAUUAUUGAUUUAACUUCUAUGAGUCUUUGUAGAUAUCUAAAAUAUAAAGGCCUGCCAGAAUGCCAGAAAAAUAAUUAUAUUUUUAUUUAUCAUAAACGUGAAUGCUGUUGCACUACUAUUUGUUGUAAAUAAAAUAUUGUGGCUUUCAAAGCCAUAUUUCAAUGGUUCUUUGAAAAUAGGUCUAUUUUUUUAUAUUUUGAAAAUGAUAUUGUUUUUAAAAUAAAGAUGAAAUGAUAAAUACCUAGCUGUUUUUUCUAAAAUCUCUUAUGCAUAGGAAUGCUUUAUAAAUUAUGACUUUUUUUUCAUAUUUCUGGAUUAUAACUUAUGUGAAAUCCUGAUAUUGAUUCCUACAUGGAAAGGCAAACUGCAGUUGAUAUUUGGAAUUUCAGAGGUAGCACCAUUAUUUGAAUGCCUCCUUCGUACCCCACAAUUAAUAAAACAAUUCCUGUCCUCUCAGAGCAUGCCAGUUAACAGAAUGAAUAAAAUGUGCGUUAAAUGCGUAUAGCUUAGAUUAAGAAAAUGCAAGGAGAUUUCUACAGAGCCCUCUAGGAUUCUGGAUAAAAAGAACGCAUUUCACUCAUUCAACAACACACUUUCUGAGCUCCUACCCUGUGCCGGGCAGGUCUCCAAGCACUGACUACUGCAGACAGCACCUGUGCUCUGGUGAAAUUUUCGUUUUGGUAUGAGUGACAGACAACAAAUAUGUACAUAAUAUAAUUUCAGAUACUAAAAGUUAUAAAUAAAAUGAAAACAGAGUUGAAGAUAGUGAUGCUGUUUUAGUGGUUGGGAUCAGGAAAGACCUUUUUGAGGAGGUGAUAUUUAAAACAUUUUGAAAGGAGUGAGGAAGCAAGCCACAAAAAGCUAGAGAAAGAACAUUCUAGGCAGAGAAAAUAGAAGUGCAAAGACCCUGAGGUUCAAAUUAACUUGGCUAGAGGGGCAUAAGGAGCCCUGGUGGUGCAGUGGUUAAGCACUCAGCUACUCACUGACAGGUCGGCAAUUCAGAGGUUCUCGAGAGAAAAGACCGGCAAUCUACUCCUGUAAAGAUGACAGCCUAUGAAGCCCUGUGGGGUGGUUCUGCUCUGUCCCAUAAGGUCCCUAUGAGUUGGAAUUGACUCAGCGCCACACAGCAACAACAAAGGGAUAAUCGAGGACAGUGUCCAGAGAAGAGGUUGGAAAAGUAGCCAAUACAGUAUGAUGGUAAAAACACAAGUUUGGGAGCCAGACUGUCUGGUUUCAAAUAUCCCAUUUGCUGUCUGAUCUCAGGCAAAUCACUUCAUCUCCCUAUCUCAACUUUCCUCAUUUAUAAAUGGUGCCUUGGAUCAGUUCUUUUGAAGCAACAUCUGAGAUGGGGAUUCUUGGGCAAGUGAUUUAUUGAAGGAAUGCUCUUAUGAGAACUCUGCGAUGAAGCAAAAAACCAAAACAAAAUAAAAAACCAGGAUAGGGCAGGGGAAGAGGUUUCUGGGGAAAUGCAGUCUCAGCCUGGUCAUACGGAGCACUCUGCAGUGGGAAUUGCACCACAGACAUUGUCCUGCCUUUCAGGCAAG